Molecule: messenger RNA, 685 nt
Organism: Stegastes partitus (bicolor damselfish)
Lineage: Eukaryota; Metazoa; Chordata; Actinopteri; Pomacentridae
Gene: ppil1
Product: peptidylprolyl isomerase (cyclophilin)-like 1
Exons: 4
Coding region: 115-615 (166 amino acids)
Biological process (GO): protein peptidyl-prolyl isomerization; protein folding
Cellular component (GO): catalytic step 2 spliceosome
Molecular function (GO): peptidyl-prolyl cis-trans isomerase activity
Source: RefSeq, a predicted model, not a curated record
GAAGGAACACUUCCGGAAGUUGUUUGAAUGAAAGCGGCGGACUGAUAAAUCACCUAGUUUCUAUUUAAAGCAGAUUUGUUUCACGAUUUCAGACUUAAACACCGUGUAGAGAAGAUGACAGGGAUUCCUCCGGACACUUGGCAGCCGCCCACUGUAGCUAUCGACACGACGAUGGGGACAGUUGUGGUGGAGCUCUACUGGAAGCAUGCGCCAAAAACGUGCAAGAACUUUGCAGAACUUUCCAGAAGGGGCUACUACAACAACACAAAGUUUCACCGAAUAAUCAAAGACUUCAUGGUGCAGGGUGGAGAUCCGACCGGAACAGGUCGAGGUGGUGCCUCCAUAUUUGGCAAACAGUUUGAAGAUGAGCUGAACCCAGAGCUGAAAUUCACAGGUGCAGGUAUUUUGGCGAUGGCCAACGCGGGACCAGACACCAACGGGAGUCAGUUCUUCCUCACUCUGGGACCCACUCAGUGGUUAGAUGGAAAGCACAGUAUUUUUGGAAGAGUGUAUCAGGGGAUGGGAGUGCUGAACCGGAUCGGCAUGGUGGAGACAAACGGUCAAGAUCGUCCAGCUGAUGAUAUCAAAAUUGUCAGAGCUACUGUACCUAAUUGAGCAAAUGUAGUUUUUUUUCUUUUUUACACACUGUUUUUAAAUAAAAAUAAAUGUCUGUUAAAUGUGUAAA